GUUGCGGAGAGCCCAGUGCUGUGCUGUGCACGCCAACCACAACUGAAAGGGAGAGCCGAAGAGGGAAGGGGGAGAAGCGACCGCGCCGCCAAACCCUAGCCCCGCGCAAGCGACCGUGGGGGAGCUCCACUCCGCCGCGCCGCCCCCCGUCCCCGUUUCGCGACAUGGCCGAUUCCCCGCGCAGGAGGUACUCAAGGUCCCCUUCAUACAGCAGGGGGCACCCAAAAGGGAGGUCAAGAUCACAAUCUCCAGCUCGGUCUCAGUCUAGGUCACCUGUCCCUGAUCCUAGAUCUCAGGCGAGGUCAAGAUCUAGAAGCCAAGAGAGGGAGGAGGAUGCUGUUAACCGUGGGAAUACUCUGUAUGUGACUGGGCUCUCUUCGAGGGUUACUGAAAGGGAUGUUAAGGAUUAUUUUUCUAAGCAUGGAAGGGUGGUUGGUUGCCAUGUUGUUCUUGAACCCCAUACACGUGUUUCCCGUGGAUUUGCCUUUGUCAGCAUGGACACUGUUGAAGAAGCGGAGCGUUGCAUAAAGUAUCUUAAUGGUUCUGUAAUGGAAGGUCGAAACAUCACAGUUGAAAAGAAGAUAUUGUGCAAGCUAUGUCCAGCAGUCAAGAUGCUGAGUUCACCAAUUCCAGCUUUAGCUCAUACGGCUCGAUCAGUGGACAGCCCAAAGGGUUACCAUGCACCACAAGAUUCACAACAACUUAACAUAGCAAAUUUUCAACUAAACCUGAGCAUUCACCUUCAACUUCCACAUCAACUAAUCAACGAGCAUUGCCGACUUGUUAGUCAAGCAUGUGUGGUGCCAUGUGCGGUAGCAACUUUGGAUGCCUGCUAGUUGAAGUUUGGGCUCUUCGUUACUUAUUUCCUUCAUUGGUGUCCGUUAUUGCAGGGCGUGUAUUCAUUGAUUGUAAGAGGAACUUUCACGCCGUGGUCGCCCAAGGACACCAACUCCUGGAAGCUAUCUUGGCCAUCGGUACGAGCGUAGGGAGCGUGGGAGGUUCCAUAGAGGCUAUGGUGGUGGGCGUGAUGAGUAUUACGGCAAUGGCGGCGGCGGGUAUGGCUACCGCAGGUCUCCGCCUCCCAUGUACUCUUCCUACAGGGAGAGUCGGGAUUAUUAUCCCUCCUACAAGGACAGCCGGGACUACCCUCCCUACAGGGACGGCAGGGACUACUCUCCUCCCCACAGGGACCCUCGGGACUACUACGAAAGCAGGGGUGGCCGGGGCUACUCGCCGCCUCCUUAUGGUGGUGGUAGGUCAAGGAGGGACCGAUCGGUUUCACCGUAUCGGAUGCCAGAAAGGGGCUACGGUGGAGGCCGCCGGGUGGGUGGCGGCGGAUAUGACAGGUAAUGUAGAGGUUUUCUCUCCGCCGGUGGCUGCUGCUGCGAUGGCUGCGUAUGGCUCUCGCAGCUCUGGUGAUAUGGUUAGACUGCUGCCUGUAGCUGUGUACUUGGUGUACUGUCUUCCCGCGUAUGUGGAUUUGGUGAAAACUUCUGUAUGAGCACCUUUUAUUUGUAGCCUGCAAUGAUUCCUUCUUAAGACAGACUGGGGACUUUGGCUCCA
Zea mays is the source of this 1563-nucleotide messenger RNA. RefSeq names its product transformer-2 protein. The record is from RefSeq and is a predicted model, not a curated record. The transcript is spliced from 8 exons. Lineage: Eukaryota; Viridiplantae; Streptophyta; Magnoliopsida; Poales; Poaceae. Gene Ontology annotation, molecular function: RNA binding. Bases 794 to 1501 code for a protein of 235 amino acids.